CCCAAUUCAUACCAUACCACCCCAUCCCAUCCCUCCCCAGACUCAAACCAAACAUACCCUCCCAUCAAAACAAUUCAUCAUGCCCCACCUCUUCCUCACCGGCGGCAGCGGCUACAUCGGCAGCGUCCUCACCACCCACGCCCUAUCCAAGAACUACACCGUGCACAGCCUCUCCCGGACCCCCACCAGCGACAUAAAAAUCCGCUCUCUCGGCGCGGUCCCGAUCCGGGGGGACCUCGGCAGCCUGGAUAUCCUGCGCACGCAAGCCCAACAGGCAGAUAUAGUGAUCCACCUCGCGGACCCGAUGUCCGGUAACUAUGCCCUGCCGUACACGGAACGGAUCGCGAUCGACGAUGCCGCGGUUAGGGCCAUUGCGGACGGGAUGGCAGGGAGGAGUGAUACCCAGCGCAAAACGCUAGUCGUGACGUCCGGGUCAUUGGUGGUGGCCGCGACGGGACAGGAAACCGACGAAACGAGUGCGUUAUGGGAGACGCCGCUGAACGAGCGGAUUGAGUCGGAGAGGAGGAAUUUGGGGGUGAGAGGGCGGGGAGUGAGGGUUUGUGUGGUGCGGUUGGCGCCGUGGGUGUAUGGGGGUGGGGGAGAGAGCGGGGUGGGGUUGUUUAUGAGGAUGUUUAUGGGGAUGGGGGAGGUGCUGGUUAUUGGGGAUGGAGGGGGGAGGACGGCGGCGGUGCAUGUGGAGGAUGCGGCGAGGUUGUUUUUGUUGGUGGCGGAGCGGGCGGAGGAUGGGGAGGUGUUUAAUGGGUGUGCGGAGUGGGGAGUCACGUUUGGGGAGUUGGGGAGGGCGAUGGCGGAGGUGUUGGGGGUGAGGGUUGGGGUUGUGGGUGUUGAGGAGGCCGUGGAGAGGUGGGGGUUUUUGGGCAGGUUUUGGAGUACGGAGAAUAGGGCGUCGGGGGGGAAGGCCAUGAGGGUGUUGGGGUGGAAGCCGGAGAGGGUGGGUAUCUUGGAGGAUGUGAGGAGGGGGUCGUAUGUGGAGUUGGCGGAGAGGUUGAAGAGGGGGGAGGCGUGAGGUGUGAAGUAUUGGACUGGGGAUAGAGCAGAUGGGUUAUUUGCUGACCUGAGUAGUCAGGGAUUUGGUUUUUUACUCUCUUUUUAUACAUCACCGAUUCCAUUAGACCAUAUGGGCAUUGGAUUCCAGAUCAUGUCCUAUAUCUAAUUCAGUAUUAAGCCACCCGGUCUUCGCGAUAUGCAACAAUCUGCACAGG
Molecule: messenger RNA, 1223 nt
Organism: Aspergillus ibericus CBS 121593
Lineage: Eukaryota; Fungi; Ascomycota; Eurotiomycetes; Eurotiales; Aspergillaceae
Product: putative NAD dependent epimerase/dehydratase
Exons: 1
Coding region: 80-1027 (315 amino acids)
Source: RefSeq, a predicted model, not a curated record